CACAGCGUACCGCGCAUGCGUCAAAUUGAAACGGCCGUGGCGGUAAAAGGAGUCACCUCCUUGCUAGGCUAGCAGUCAACAAAACAUUGUUUUUACUCCAACUAUCUGAAAACUAAGAUGGUUGAAGGUCCGGGGUGCACAUUGAACGGGGAGAAGAUCCGCUCGAGGGUCCGUAAAGGACAAGAAGUGAAAGAGACGAGAGGCAGCAUGUUCACGGCGAAGGGAAGGGACACGGAGAGAAACAUCGCCAUCCAGCGGCUGCAAGGUUGUCAGUACACCGGCGUGGACACCCUGGGGAAAGAACUCUUCUUGUAUUUCGGUGCACACACGAUAAGAGUCCACUUUGGCAUGAAUGGCUCGAUGCGAAUCAACUCCGCUGAGAGGAAACACAGCAGUGGCUCACUCCCAGUACUGGAAAUACACCUGACUAAUGACACCGUGUGCUUCUUUGACAGCACUGUGGAAUUGAGGUUGACAGACGACUGCGAGCAGAGGCUGAGAGCUCUUCAGGCCCUGGAUGUGUGCUCCCCGAAGUUCAGCUUCAUCCGCUCAGCGGAGGCAGUGAGACGGCGCGGAGGCAGGAUGCUCUGCGACGUCCUCCUCGACCAGGCCGUCAUGCCGGGAGUCGGCAACAUCAUUAAAAAUGAAGCCCUGUUCGACGCGGGCCUACACCCGGCCGUGAAGGUUGAGCAGCUGUCAGAACAGCAGGUCCUCCACUUGGUGAAGAUGACGCGUGAUUUCACUCUUCUUUUCUACAAAUGUCGCAAGUCUGGCUCUCCCCUCCACAAACAUUACAGCGUGUACAAGCGCCCCCAGUGCCGCCUGUGCGCCAGUAGCAUCACCGUUUGUCGUCUUGGCGACAACGGCAGGAUGACGUACUUCUGCGACCGCUGUCAGAAAGCGGAUGCCAGAAGUGUUACUGUCAGCACACUUCCUGUCAGGAACAGUCUGAUCGGCUGGGUCAGCAGCAGGGGAGCCGAUGAAAAGGUAGCAAGGAAGGAGGAGGAAGACUGGGCCUGUCACCUGUGUACCCUCAUCAACCGGCCAGGCGCCAGCACCUGUGACGCCUGCCUCACUCCCAGAGCUCAGGUUCAACAAGAGGCCACCGUCUCUGAUGGAUGGCCGCCGCCCUCCACCAGUCUGGUGCGCUACCCCUGCGCUGCCUUCAAGAAGCCUCAGGAGGAGCGCAAACUCAACUGGCGCGCUGCAUUUGGGACUUCCACGCUGAUUUUCUCAGACUUGAGCGAGCAGCCAAGGCCCGCAGACUCCCCGCUCUGCAGUAAUUUGAAUUAUUCGCCGCCCGAGCGAGAGGGCCCGUUUAAAUCCGGCGCCUGCCAAGGGACGCCGGGCCCCAAUUACGCCUCUGGUGGCAGGCAGAGGCAGCGCGCCCAACCGCCCGCUGGGGAAACGCUGGCCUCGUACAGUCAGCCGUUGAAGAAAAUGAAAAUUGAUCACAGUCCUUCUCCCGGUAACAAGUCAGGUGCGCCGGGUCCCUCAGCCCCCCCUUGUUGUGCGUCCCACGGCCGCCCGGCUCUUCUCCGAGUGGUCCACAAGGACGGGGACAAUAAGGGACGACACUUUUACGUCUGCUCGCUGCCCAGAGAGACACAGUGUAAAUUCUUUGAGUGGGCAGACUUGCACUUUCCUUUCUGUCACCACAGCAAGCGAUGCUUGAUGAGGACCGUCCUCAAGCUCGGACCCAACAAUGGCCGCAACUUCUACACCUGCAGCUUGCCAAAGGAUCGGAUGCUAAGUUUAAGUAAAACUGAGUUGAGGAUCAGCAGUCUAAACCCGAAGUGUCUCUUUAAGAGAGGCGUGUACCUUUUAGCCCAGCUGAUCGGCGUUAGGACUCAACCCGGUGUGCAGCCACUUGACGGAAGUCGAUGCCAUCCCCUUUGUGCUGCUAGAAAACCAAAAGAAAAAGAAGAAGAAGAAGAACUCUAGCAUGCAAUUACUGGUAUCAUGGCCGAAGCUCCAAAACAACCAAAGAAACGAAAAGUUUUGUCUGAGGAGGAAAUAAAAGAAAAACAGAGCCUAAUUAUUAUAGGCCAGUGAGGACCAACAUUUGCUUUUACUCACUGACAUGAGCUCAAAGACGCGGAAUUAGUAUAAAAAAAACAACUGUCUGUCCGUAUUUCGAUGUGUUUGUGUGUGUCUGUGUAGUCAGAUUUGUGUGAAGCAGGAACACUGAUUGGUUGUCUUUUUACAUGUGACUUUUGCAACACCUCAGUAAGAUGUGUGUGUCCGUGCAGCGUUCCUAACAAAUGAACCUUAGACAGAUCAUUUUCAAGUUUUAGUACCAUGACUGGUUAGUUGGUUUGCUCCAAUAAAAUGUUGUUGUUGCUUUUUUAUUGUUUUUUUUAAGCACUAUACCUUAUUUUUUUAAACAUCUUAACACAAAAAGGACAUACACAAGCGUUUUAGGACAAUAAAAAAAAUUAUCUGCAGUACGCUGGUGUCUUUUUAGGAUUUUGUAGAAAUACAGAAUUUGUAUUCCUGCUGUAGGAGCACAUGCAUUCAGAGGAGGAGCUACACCUUCAUGUUUAGAUACCAGUUUCACGCAUUAAUAACACAACAUGUGAAUUAUUACGAUUAUGCUUUGAUGUUUGGUUAUGUAUAAUGUGAUAUUUGUACUUGAAUAAAUGCUUCUGCUAUUCUGUACGUUACAUGUUGUACAAGUUAAUCAUAUUUGUUUUGCUGCCUGACAAUUAUUUACCUUCUUUUAUUUAUUGAUAAAAAUGUAAUGUCCAGCCUGUUAAAUAAGAUGUGACUGUGGAAAACACUGUGGUAGACCAGUUGAGGAAAUGUGGUCUUUCAGUCAUUAGCAGCUGAUAACUGAAAUUUAUUGGAGACAGUUUGCACUCUUUUAUGUUUCAUUAAAAAAAACAAAUAAAAUCAGUUUGCACAAAUACAAA
Messenger RNA from Nerophis ophidion (straightnose pipefish), 2915 nucleotides. It is a transcript of the gene neil3, whose product is annotated as nei-like DNA glycosylase 3. The transcript has 12 exons. The record is from RefSeq and is a predicted model, not a curated record. NCBI's taxonomy places the organism in Eukaryota, Metazoa, Chordata, Actinopteri, Syngnathiformes, Syngnathidae. Gene Ontology annotation, molecular function: DNA-(apurinic or apyrimidinic site) endonuclease activity; damaged DNA binding; DNA N-glycosylase activity. Gene Ontology annotation, cellular component: nucleus. Gene Ontology annotation, biological process: base-excision repair. Bases 118 to 1944 code for a protein of 608 amino acids.